GGUCACCUUGCUGACUGUUCUCUCCUCAAUGAGCAUUACCUGGCUGUGCCCUUUUGAGAAGUUGUAAAUUACUGCAAAUAAGCAAGCUUUGUGGAAACAAUUCUGUUGAAAAGAAUUAUUCAGUUGUUACUGUUCACUUUUGUGAAGAAAAAUGGAAGCGAGGAACGAAAAGGUGUUGGAUAAAGGUGGAAGUAUUUUAGGCAAUCUAAAGAGGAAGCGAAAUUCUGCUGCAUAUUUAACUAAUUCUGGCCAUGCUUUGGUAUCAUAUCUGCCUGUCACAGAUCAAUCCUGUGGCAGGUGCUGUAAUGUGAGCGAGCGUAAAUCUGUCUUCAGCCAUCGUUCAGCGGCACAUGUUCUUAAAAACUACAACAACUUUAUGAGGAGUGGGUUGCCACAGCGAGUGCUGUCUUAUCAGGAUGGUGAAUGGCAAGAUUUUCCUGAGAAUAUCAUCAGUUCAAUUCGUGAAGCUUUCCGGUUAAAGAAGGCAAUAACUGAAGCAGUAUUUCAGGACCAGCAAUUAUUGUUUGACUUUGUGCAUAUGGUUUGUGUAGACUUGAAAACAGGCCUGCAGAAGCCUCUUGCUUGGAUUGAUGAACAUGGUAAAUGCUUUUUUCCAGAAUUGCAUCCUGAAUUUUAUGCAUCAAAUGGAUGCCAUCAUUCUGGCAAAGGGAAACAUGUCCAUAUGAGUUGUGAACAAAAUGGGGGACAUGGACCAAAUGCGUGUAUUGAGAUUUCUGUGAGUGCAGCUGAAAGCUCAAAUUCAGGACCCGAUGAUGAGGUAAUGUCUAACAUCAAAAGGCUUAAGAGUGAAAGGAAUUUUGCCAGCAACCAGAAUAUGUAUCCUGAGGUCAAUGAAACAGUUGCAGAAAAUGAGCUGUGUUCUUUUGUCCCUCAAAAGGUCUCUGGUCUUGAAACUAAUCAGGGAAAGUUGGUUAAACCUGUUGGUGCUCCUCGUGUCAAUAAUGCUGUACAACAUAUGCUACUUCAGGGUUUGGGUCCCUUCAUUGAUGCACAGGAUAUUGUUGGUAUCUUUAGAGCCCCUUUGAAAGAUAAUUCGGGGCAGAUCCGCUUUAAUCUUUUCCAAAAGCAGGUUGAGAUAACUAAGAACUUCCGUGGCAAUGCAAAUGUCCGUUAUGCCUGGCUGGCUUCUUCCAGGGAUUGCGUAGAGGAUAUGAUGUUGCAGGGUGUUGCGAAGAUAAAGAAGCCUGUGCAUGGACCUGUGUAUGGUAUUGGCACUCAUCUUGCACCAGCUAAUUGCUCCAAUAUCUGUGCUAGUUAUUCUGAUGUCGACGAAAAUGGUGUUGUUCAUAUGAUACUAUGCCGUGUAAUAAUGGGAAAUGUGGAAGUCAUUCACCCUGGAUCAAAACAGUUUCAGCCCAGUAAUGAAAAUUUUGAUAGUGGCGUGGACAAUCUUCAAAAGCCAAAACAUUAUGUGAUAUGGGAUAUGCAUGUGAAUACUCACAUCUAUCCAGAAUAUAUCGUGACUUUUAAAAUGCCAUCCAGAGCCAGAGAACGUUUGGUUGGUAAAGAAAGUGUAUCCAACACAUCUGCAGUCACAAAUCCUAGUUCAUCUCAUAGCCUAUUACAGGAUAGGAAUCCUCAGCCACCUCCAGCUUUGGCAGAUCAAUCUCAAGUGCCAGUCUUUGGUAGAGCUCCAAAAACUCCCACAUCACCCUGGAUGCCUUUUUCAAUGCUGUUUGCUGCAAUUUCAACUAAAGUGUCUCCACAAGAUAUGGACUUGGUUAAUACCCACUAUGAAGAAUUCAAGAAAAGAAAUAUUAGCAGGAUUGACCUGGUUAAAAAGUUGAGGCAGAUAAUCGGUGACAAACUGUUGGUAUCAACAAUCAUGAGACUUCAGCACAAGUUACCACCAAUGGCAAGACGGGAACCACCAAGAUCCUGGGCUGCGAAGCUGCAAAUUAAGCCUUGAUUCGGUAACAGCAUCUCUCCUUCCAAUAAAUGUAACAUGGGCAAUUUCAUGUAGGGAUAUUAGGUUUGCAUGUUUGUAUUGUUUUGGUGUUCGGACACUUAGUAGUCAGUAGGUUGAUGACAGAGAAGAAAAACUAGGCGAUUUAGAUUGUAUUGGUAAAGAUGGCAGCUGUACUCCUUUUCUUUUGUCAUGGUCUCGUUGUUGUUGAUAUCGGGCUGAGGCUUGAUCUUGCAAAUGUUUUGCUGCGUGUAAAGUGAUGCAGAAUGCUUGGGUACCAUGUCAUCUAAAAGGGGAUUCUUACUGAAAUCGCCUUUUAGAUGGAUGGAGGCUUCUAAGAA
This is a messenger RNA of Elaeis guineensis (African oil palm), 2268 nucleotides long. NCBI's taxonomy places the organism in Eukaryota, Viridiplantae, Streptophyta, Magnoliopsida, Arecales, Arecaceae. The record is from RefSeq and is a predicted model, not a curated record.